Molecule: messenger RNA, 3142 nt
Organism: Sphaeramia orbicularis (orbiculate cardinalfish)
Lineage: Eukaryota; Metazoa; Chordata; Actinopteri; Kurtiformes; Apogonidae
Gene: gzf1
Product: GDNF-inducible zinc finger protein 1
Exons: 8
Coding region: 104-2644 (846 amino acids)
Biological process (GO): regulation of transcription by RNA polymerase II
Cellular component (GO): nucleoplasm
Molecular function (GO): protein binding; RNA polymerase II cis-regulatory region sequence-specific DNA binding; DNA-binding transcription repressor activity, RNA polymerase II-specific
Source: RefSeq, a predicted model, not a curated record
GAAAAUAUAGGAGCCGUCUCGAGAGCGAUUCUACAGGAAACACCCUCUGCCGCAGAUUGUGAAGGGCUGCCAUUUUACCGACCUUACGUGCCACAAAUGAAUAAUGGGUGUCAGAGAGGUCCAGCUCACCUCUAAGUCUCAUCCUGAAAGCAUUUUGGCCUCCCUGCAGCAGCUGAGGCUUGAGGGACAUCUGAGUGAUGUCACAGUGCAGGUGGAUUAUGAAGGAGAGGUGCAGGACUUUAAGGCCCACCAGGUGAUGCUGGCUGCAUCCAGUGGCUACUUUAAAAAGAUUCUCCUCUCUCAGUGUGCAGCCCAGGAUAAAGUACUACUAUCAAAUAUGCACUCUUCUGACUUCUCCAAGUUUCUGGAGUUUGUGUACACCGGUAAAGUGCAGGUUCACUCAGAUAAGAUUGGCGAUGUUCACGCUAUGGCCCAAUUUUUGGACUGCAAGGAUCUUUCUGACGUUUGUAGUGAGACCAUGAGUGCUGGUGUUCUGCAAAAACGUAAAAAUAAAUCAGCUUCAUCAAAUGUUGUAGAUACAGAUAAUUUACAUGAUUCUGAAAAUGCACAGAGUCUCAAAGGGAAGAAACAGCGUAAAAGCCUAAAACAAAAGGAGAAGAUGUCUCCAGAGAGCACUGAGAACAAUAGCUCAGAACGAUUAAAAGACAUAGAUAACGCAAAAAAUGAAAGACAGCCAGGAGGAAAAGUAAAACUUAAGCUAGUUGAACAUGAAGUCCCUCAGACGACAGGUUUGAAUACAACUGAAAACACAGAGGAGAGAGAAGACUGGGCUGCACCUGAGGCUGAACCAGAGAAAGGAGCUAGGACAGUGGACAUGACAGCCUCAGAGGAGGAUGAAUGGGAAAAUAAGGACAACGAGCGCUGUGAUGAUCCAGAGGACCCUUUGUUCUUGGCGCUGGGAGGUGAGGGGGAAGGAGAGGAAGAGAUGGAGGAGGAAAAUGAGGAAGAAUCUAUGGAGACAGUCAAAAGAACCUCCAAAGCUCAGUUCCAGUGUAACAAGUGCCAGCGGACCUUCCACUAUGAAAGAAGCUAUUUGAAGCACAUCAGUACAUACCAUGGAGUGCAAGCUGAAGUCAUCUAUCGCUGUGAGACCUGCCAGCAAACCUUUGCCAACCGUAGCAACCUGAACACUCAUGAAAAGCACGUCCACAGCACGGAGAGGCUUCAUGCCUGCGACAACUGCCCAAAGACCUUCAAACGAAAGAAGGAUGUUGUUCGACAUCAAAAACAGGUACAUGAAAAGAACUAUAUGUAUAAUGUCUGCUCUGACUGUGGAAAGCUACUCAGCUCCAAAGCUGCGCUGAUGUUGCAUAAGAGAAUCCACACAGGUACAAAGCCUUAUGAGUGCGCUGAGUGUGGGGCUAGGUUUACUCAGAACUCUGCUCUGAAGAUGCACAGCAGGAUUCAUACCGGAGAAAAGCCAUUUGCAUGUGAUCAGUGUGAUUCACGCUUCAAUCAAAAGCACAUGUUGGCCUAUCACAAGAGAUCACACACAGGAGAGAAACCCUUCAUGUGUGAGGCCUGUGGAAAAAGCUUUGCAUCAAAAGAAUACCUACGACACCACUCGAACAUCCACACUGGGUCCAGACCUUUUAAGUGUGAAGAGUGUGGCCGAGGCUUCGCUCAGAGGAACUCCCUCAAUCAGCACUUAAAAGUACAUACAGGUGAGCGUCCUUAUGGCUGUAAAUACUGUGAGAAGCAGUUCACCCAGCUCAACGCCCUGCAGAGGCACCAGCGGAUUCACACAGGAGAAAAGCCUUACAUGUGUGGCUUGUGUACACGUACCUUCACAGACAAAUCUACCCUUCGCAGGCACACUAUGAUUCAUGAUUCAGACGCUCCAUGGAAGACGUACUUGGUGGUGCUGAAGGGAAAUGUGGAAGACAAACCGGCCAAAGCUCCAGCUAAGAGUAAGACGGAGAAAGCAGGAGCUGGGGAGAAGAAGAGCACCACUAAGAAAAAAAGUGCUGCUGCGGCGAGUGUGGCGGGUGCAGCAAGUGCGGUGAGCGUGGCGAGUGCGGCGGGUGCAUCGGAUGCAGCGAGUGCAGCGACUACUAGCAAAACCCAGUCCGACUCCAUCGUGGUGGCAGCUGAGCAGGUCACCGUCCCGUCCGACUGGACCAGUCACGGCACCAUUGCUCUGGUCAGUCAUGGCGCUCUGGGCGGACUCACGGUCAUCCACACCGACAUGCCACCCGGGACCCAGAUCCAGCCCAUCGUGACCACCGACGGCACCGGGACCAGCGUGCUGUCCUUGGACGGUUCUACCAUCCCCUUCUCUCUGCCCGUGUCUGUGGCUCACCACAUACCGCUGUCGUCUGAAGCCUCCUCCAGCGCCGUGGCCCUGCCCACCCUUUCCGUCCCCGUCUCCGUCGGCACGUUGGCAUCGGGCUCACAGACCACAGCUGUUUGCACAACAUCAGUCCUGGAGGCUGUUGCUACACAGACUGUUUUGGCUGCAGAGUCAGAUGCCAAAGCAACACCUGAGACUGAUAUCUUGCCCCCCGAUAUUCAGACUGUAAUCAUCACUGACGGGGGGUUUGUUAAAGACGAAGCACCUGUAGUCAAAAUCAUUAAAGAGCAAAAGGAAACCCAAGAGGCUGCAGGAGAGGCAUGUGAAUAGAAACAGGUUCAUCUAGAUCACAGGUGUCAAACAUGCAGGCCAAAACCGGCCCCUCAAAGGCUCCAGCCUGCCCCAUGGAAUGAAUUUGUGAAAUGCAAAAAUUACAUUAAAGAUAUUAAAAAUCAUUUUAUUUCAGGAGACAAAUUCAGCCCAAUUCAAUCUCGAGUGGCUCAGAUCAGUAAAGUACAAUCAUAAAAAAAUAUAAAUAAUAACAACUGUGAAUUUUUGUCUUUGUUUUAGUGUGAAAAAGCUAAAUUACAUUCAAACGUUUCUGUUUUCAAACUAUCACAAUGCACAUGUGCAAAUGAGAAACUGAGGCGUAAUAUUGUUAAAGUUGCACUUAUUUUUCUUAAUACGUUUUAGUUCAUGGUUCAUGUUAUGCAUAUUUUUUUAAAGUACAGUUUAUAGAUGUAAACAUUUUCAUAAUGUAAUUUAAGUUUUUUCACUCUAAAACAUGGAAGUUGGACAUAAAAUAUUUGGAGUUGACAUAAUUUAUAU